This is a messenger RNA of Melampsora larici-populina 98AG31, 600 nucleotides long. RefSeq lists its product as uncharacterized. The coding region runs from base 1 to 600 and encodes 199 amino acids. NCBI's taxonomy places the organism in Eukaryota, Fungi, Basidiomycota, Pucciniomycetes, Pucciniales, Melampsoraceae. The transcript has 3 exons. The record is from RefSeq and is a predicted model, not a curated record.
AUGCCACUUGAAGAACCGAUUGUGGGCAUGCACGAAAUCGAAGGUCUGGCGAAGUCCGGCCAAUUUCUCGACAAAGGCAAAGGCAAGUUGGUAGAUUUCGACAAGGACGAAAUCAAUCAGCUUUAUCCUCAAAGGGAAAAACUGCCUCGACUUCAGACAAAGAAAGACCUCGCUCCAUCAGCAUCAUACGAGAAUCCAGCUACAAAAACUUUCGCCGAUAUUCCUGAUUCCCAGCUAACCCUCGAAGAGCGAAGAAUCAAAUAUGGUCAGUCUUGGGCACUUGGCGGGAAAGCUACAAAUUGGGUGUGGGAGCAUAUCUUGAAACCACCAUAUAACUCCUUGAAGAAGAUUUGGAAUUUCUUAACGACCCCUAUCGUGAAAGGGGAAAAGGCACAUCCUGAUGAAGCAGUGGAAAUAUUAAAGGUUAGGACAGAACUACAGCCAUUUGAUGUUUCGAAUCCUGCUACCUGGGUAAAAUCGCAACGUGCACAAAAGAUCACUGUGGACACGACAGGUCAUGAGAUACCCCAUGAAGAGAACGUUCCUAAACCCCCUCUAGGCUACCCUGUUCUAGAUACUCACCCUGUCCAGAAAUCCUAG